This is a messenger RNA of Cicer arietinum (chickpea), 871 nucleotides long. RefSeq names its product protein S40-2-like. The record is from RefSeq and is a predicted model, not a curated record. NCBI's taxonomy places the organism in Eukaryota, Viridiplantae, Streptophyta, Magnoliopsida, Fabales, Fabaceae.
CUCUCCCUUUUCUGUUCUUUAUAAAUUAAACCUCCCCAAACCUCCACUGUUUUAUUCACCCCCAAACCUUAAACACCAACACCACCAACAACAACAAUAAUAACAAUUUGCUUCUACUACAGCUUAACCCAAAUGGCUGAGGAGUUUUCUGAAUCCGAGGUUGUUUUCUCCGACAGCCUUAAUCCUCCUCCUCCGUGUGUAACAGAAAGCAAGGAGUUGUUGAAGGCAUCACGCGGUGAGAAUGAGAAGAAGAAGAAGAAGAAUUCUGUUGGUGGAGUUGAAAUGAAGACGGUGACGAGAUCGAUGCCGGUGAGCAUACCUGAUGGGAUGUUCCAAAGGUGGGGUAUUGGAUUCGAGGAGGCGGAGGAUGAGGAGGAGAUGGUGCCGCCGCACGUAAUUAUGGCGCGGAGGAUCGCCGGUAAAAUGACGUUUUCGAUGUGUACCGGAAACGGAAGGACUUUGAAGGGAAGAGAUUUGAGCAGGGUUAGGAAUUCAAUUCUUAGGUUGACUGGUUUUAUUGAAGUCUGACAUUCAUAUAAUCAUCUUUCGAUUUUGGUGGAGGACAAAUUCUAAAAUAUAUCCAUUUUAUUCGUUUUCCUUCAUUGAUGAAUAAUUUUUUAAUUUCUGAGAUCGAACUUUUUUGGGACUCUCAUCCAUUGUUAGAGGGAACACAAAUUAUAGAAGAAUAUUAGAAAUAAUGAAAGUGAAUUUAGUUAUUGAAUUUCAUGUUUUUUUAAUUUCAUUGUUGGGAUUAAUUGUCUAACAUUGUUUGUUGGAGGCAAAUAUUGGGUUUGUUUGAUUGAUUUGCUUGCUUACGCACUGUCUGCGCAAAUGCACACCCAGCUGUGACUAUGUCUGUGCUGCUUUUUCA